AUGCGAGGCGACGUGACUGGAAAUGGGAAUUCUUCUCAAGUGCUUUGGAGGCUCUUCUUCGACUUCUACCAAACAACCUUCCACAUCAGUAGAAUAUCUCUGCCAUCGCUUUUCUCUUUCCCAGCUUCAAAAAUCCACCGACGACUUCGACGACAGCCAUUUUCUCGGCCAAGGACGGCAUGGCAUGGCCCGGCGUACAGAGGUUGCAUCUCUGUCAAUGGCGAACUCAAAGAUGUUAUAAUGAAGCGUCUCGGACGCCGAUCAUCGAUUCCCUCAUACUCAGAGGGGCUCACACUGUACAAGAACGACGUAGUGUUCAUGUGCCAGCUCCACCACCCGAAUCUGCUGUCUCUUGUUGGAUUCUGCGAUGACAAAAAUGAAAUGAUUGUGGUCUAUGAGUAUGCCCCAAACGGAUCACUCCACCGUUUACUCGGAAGCAAGCCGCCAACAUUCUCGUGGAAGAAGAGGCUGGAAAUCAGCAUCGGAGUGGCGCGUGGACUGCACUACCUUCACUCCGGCACCAAACACAUCAUCCUUCAUCGCCAUAUAACAGCGGCCGCCAUUCUCUUGGGUGAGAACUGGGUUCCAAAACUCUCAUAUUUCGGGUUCUCUCCCAGAGGACCCAGGUUUUCAGCAAAGGAUAUGAAACCCCUCAAGAUGGAAUCCCUCAGGUGCCCUAAUGAAGGAUACACAGCUCCCGAGUGCUAUGGUGGAAGUAAUGUGACGUAUAAAAGUGACGUCUUUUCAUUUGGAGUAGUUUUGUUAGAACUCAUCUGCGGAAAGACUUUAUCCCAAAUCAGUGAGCACGAGGGGCGUCAAGUUGAGAACAUUGCAGAUUUUUUCCAAUUUACGCGGAGCGUAGUUAAGAAAGCACGCGAUUUGGCAGGAACAGGGAGAGCUGAGGGAAUUAUAGAUGAGAGUUUGGUGGGAGAAAUAAGAAGAGACUGUUGGAAAUUGUAUAUAGACCUAACAGGGAGUUGUUUGAGUGAAGAUCCCAAUGAGAGGCCUGAUAAGGGAGACGUUGAAGUGCAGCUUGAAUAUCUAUGCAGAUUCAAACAGUACAACGAUUCCCUGAUUUAA
Messenger RNA from Neltuma alba, 1080 nucleotides. RefSeq names its product receptor-like protein kinase ANXUR1. Gene Ontology annotation, biological process: protein autophosphorylation. Gene Ontology annotation, cellular component: plasma membrane; plasmodesma. The transcript has a single exon. Gene Ontology annotation, molecular function: transmembrane receptor protein tyrosine kinase activity; ATP binding. The record is from RefSeq and is a predicted model, not a curated record. Lineage: Eukaryota; Viridiplantae; Streptophyta; Magnoliopsida; Fabales; Fabaceae. Bases 1 to 1080 code for a protein of 359 amino acids.